CGUUCUCCGAUCUCCCUGCGCAUCUGCCGCUUCCUCGUUUUCAUUCUCUCUCCUCUCUAGAGAGAGGGGAGGGCCAUAGCGUUCCUUUAUUUCUCCUCCUGCGUCAUUUUCUCCUUCCUUUCUGAUCUUCUUCACUGUCUCCGGGAUUCAGAUCGCUCCUCUUCUGGGUACACCCGGAGCGCAGGAGAGGGAGCGAGCUAGAAGAGAGGUUUCUUAUGCACCAGUUGUAAGAUUUUGUUUCUGGAAUCAAGACUAUAUUCUAGAUGUGCCUCUGAACAUUGACUAUAUUGUUUCACUAUGUGGAGUUUCGCUUCAAAUGUCAUAUCUGGAAAUGUCAAGUGUGAAAAGCCUAGAGAAUGUGGCUCUGAUUGCUCGGAUGAUGAGGCUUCCUCAUGUAUCAGCAGAGAGGAAAGGCUAGAAUGCCCGGUUUGUUGGGAAUCCUUCAACAUCGUGGAGAACGUACCCUAUGUUUUAUGGUGUGGCCACACACUUUGUAAAAAUUGUGUACUUGGGCUACAAUGGGCUGUUGUGAAAUUCCCUACCCUUCCAGUGCAGCUUCCACUCUUCAUUUCUUGCCCAUGGUGUCAAUUAUUGUCAUUUCGCCUGGUCUGGAAGGGAAAUCUCAAGUUUCCCCGCAAGAAUUUUUUCCUUCUUUGGAUGGUGGAAAGCAUGAAUGGUGACAGGAUGAAAUCUCUUUCAGAUCUAUCUGGUGAGAGAGGGGCCAGUUGGCCUUCGAAUGUCAACCAGCCUUCUGUUGGUCACGUUAGCCAUCAUGGUAGAAGGACAACUCCGAUGCGUCAAGAGCAGCUACACCGAGGUCGGGAUCAUGAUCGCCAACUUCCUGAUUACCUAAACAUAGAGUGGCUGCACUCAUCAUUCCGCAAGUCACUGGUUUUCUUCAUGCACCUGACAGCUAAGUUUCCACUUGUUCUUAUAUUCCUGUUGAUUGUGCUCUAUGUGAUACCUGCUAGUGCUGCAAUCCUGGCUCUUUACAUCAUCAUCACGAUCCUGUUUGCGCUGCCAUCUUUCCUGAUACUUUAUUUCGCAUAUCCUAGUUUGGAUUGGCUGGUCAGAGAGAUUGUCACAUAGCAAAUCUCCAUUCUUGGAAUGCUUAUAUCAUCACGACCUUGCCUCUCUAUGCUACCUUAUAAGCAUAUAGAUGUUUGAUAAUUAAUGCUUGUGAUGAAAAUUCGACGACUUCACAUAGGUUUGAGGUUGGACUUCAAAGUUGUUUCCAGUUUGGUUCUGCUAUGUGCAUCAAGUUAUGAUUGGUGUAGAGACUGUGGUUGGUGUGGCCGGCUUUUGCUUCCCUGUCUCUUGGAGCUCCGGUCACCAAGUCUAUGUUUUGGUGUAUGAAGUGGGGCUUCUAUCGUAUGCUUCAGGUGCAAGGACAAGCAAGAUUUUUACUCUGGCUGGAUUAUUUGCUAUCGUCUCUGCUGGUCAUUAAUUGUGCACCGAAACUACUGAAAUGAUCUGCCCUUGGUUUUGAUGUACUACUUGCUUCUUUUCUUCCUUUUUUGUUAAUUGGAGCAAAAAUGUUCAUCAGCUAGAUAAUUACAGAUUCUGAUAAGGUAGUAUUUCUAUAUGUUUA
Messenger RNA from Nymphaea colorata (pocket water lily), 1591 nucleotides. RefSeq lists its product as uncharacterized. Bases 298 to 1089 code for a protein of 263 amino acids. The record is from RefSeq and is a predicted model, not a curated record. The transcript is spliced from 2 exons. NCBI's taxonomy places the organism in Eukaryota, Viridiplantae, Streptophyta, Magnoliopsida, Nymphaeales, Nymphaeaceae.